AUGGCGGCGGCGGCCGACGCCUCAGGAGAGGUGCGCGGGGACGUCGCCCCGAUCCAGAUGCUCUGCAACAACCUGAAGGCACAGGUGCGCUACGGCCUCCGCUGGCACGAGGGCCGCGCGGACGACGACGGCGGCGACGCCCGCGGCGGCGCCGCGCCCCCGGAGCCCCGGACGCCGGCGGAGCGCGCGAAGACGCCCGGCGCCCUGCGGCGCAGCGCCCCCGGCUCGCCUGCGCCCUCUGCGCGCCUCCCGCCGGCCCGGCCCGCCCCCCUGGGCCAGGAGCGAGGGCGCCUUCGCCGACCACGACGCCCUGGUGCCCGAGGGGCGGCACGACCACGGCGAGGGCGCGGGCGGGCGCCUGGCCGCGAGCAGCUCCGCCCCAAUCCUGCGCGUGCGCCCCGCGGAGGAGAUUGCCCGCGUGCACAAGCUGGUCGAGGGCGGGGACAAGUACGUGGACUGCCGGCGGGCCGCGGCGCUCACCGCGGUGCCCGGCAUACAGCAGAGCUGGGGCAACGUGUGGGAGAGCCUGCACAGCAGCCAAGGCUCCGGCAGCCGGAAGAACAUGGUGAAGGAGGUGCAGAGCUACUUCGCGGCGGCGACCUGGAGCCUGUCGCACGACGUCCCGCUGGUGCGGCUCUCGCUGUCCAGCGCUGCGCUGCACGCGAGCGUGCAGUGCCACCACGACGCGCUGAGACCCUAUCGAUUGAGGCAGGUCCCCUGACUCCCGCGGCCCCCCUCCCGAAGGAGAGUGGCGCGGACGGUUGCUCGUGUUUCGAGCUGCCCUCGGCCUUCGGUUCGUGUCCCCGCCUUCCCUCCCCGCCGCCCCCCGCUCCUCCUCACACGGUGCCUCUUUCCCUCCUCUCGUGCUUGUCACGCUGUCAUUUUCUUUAG
Molecule: messenger RNA, 891 nt
Organism: Prorocentrum cordatum
Lineage: Eukaryota; Dinophyceae; Prorocentrales; Prorocentraceae
Source: the annotation of a GenBank genome assembly